CGCGCGCUCGGAUCAUUCAGCAGACGCUCAUGUGCGGAGACUCCCGCUGACUCUCACUUCUAGAAGACAUCCUCGCGCAGCUCAUAAGACGGGCUGUGUCUAGUUUAAGAAGCUUGCUUGUAAAACUGACGCCCCUUUUCCUCUCUUUGAGCCAUUACUAAUCUGAUCCAGUUGUCUCAGAACCUGCUGAGCGCACUCUCCGGACACUUUGAACAGGUGGCGCAGCUUCUCCAUUCGUCUUUUACGCACGAGCGGACUCAACGGACGUUUCGACUUUAGCAGGAUACCUGCCAUUUAACAAGGUGGGCGCAAGUAGAGCCGAGGGUCUUCUUCUCUUGUGGAAGAAGCUUGACAAAGAGCUGAGGCGACCAUGAGCCACGGGUCGCAGGAUGGGAAGACCUCGAGCAACCCCGAGGAGGAGAAAAUCCUCGCGGAUUCCUUGCUCAGUCCCGAGGCGAUGGUGGUCAAGAGCUUUUACCACACCAAGCGGGUCGGAAACUACCUGAUCGGCAGGAAGCUGGGAGAGGGGUCGUUCGCCAAAGUUAGGGAGGGUCUCCAUGUUUUGACGCGUGAGAAGGUGGCGGUGAAGGUAAUUGACAAGCGAAAGGCCAGGAAGGAUUCUUACGUUAUCAAGAACUUGAGGAGAGAGGGCCAAAUCCAGCAGAUGAUUUGCCACCCCAACAUCGCCCAGCUGCUGGACAUCCUGGAGACGGACAACAGCUAUUACCUAGUGAUGGAGCUGUGUCCAGGCGGGAAUCUCAUGAACCGUAUCUACGACAAGAAGUGCCUGGAAGAAAGGGAGACGCAGAAAUACAUCCGGCAGCUGGUGCUGGCUGUUGAGCAUCUGCACAAGCUCGGCGUGGUGCACAGAGAUCUGAAGAUAGAAAACCUCCUGUUGGAUGAGCAGGACAACAUCAAGCUCAUAGAUUUUGGCCUCAGUAACGUUGCCUUCAUCUUGGGAUACUCUGACCCCUUCAGCACUCAGUGCGGCAGCCCGGCCUAUGCUGCUCCUGAGCUGCUCUCCAGGAAGAAGUACGGACCAAAGGUGGAUGUUUGGUCCAUUGGUGUGAACAUGUACGCGAUGCUGACUGGGACUCUGCCUUUCACGGUGGAGCCUUUCAACCUCCGAACUCUGCACCAGAAGAUGGUGGACAAGGAGAUGAAGCCUCUACCCCCUUCCCUUUCCACCGCUGCCAUCUGUCUGCUAAAGAAGCUUCUUGAGCCAGACCCCAACAAGCGUCCAAAUAUUCACCAGGUGAUGGCUGACUCUUGGCUGCAGCUUGCCAACAAGAACACAGGAACACCAUACCUCAAGAGGAUGCACAUUGAAGAAGUGAACCACACCGUUUUAGUACAUAUGACAGAGAAGAUGGGCUAUAAGCAUAGUGAAGUGCUGAGUGCUGUUCUUUGCAACCGUGCCUGCCACACUUUGACUGUCUACUACCUUCUCAAGAAGAAAUUGAAGAGACUCUCUACAGAGUACAGGGAAUCGCAGCUCCAGGAGAAAAAAAAAGGCGAAAAGGAGAAUAAUGAAUACUUCCAGACCCAGUGGAGGAAGCACGUUGACAAACUCACGAUCCCCCCUAAACAAACACCCAUCUACCUGGCUGUUAGCAAGGGAGCCAACAAGGAAAAGAAACACAAAUUAGGUUUAUUAAGAGCAAUAACAGUGGGUCAUCGUAAAUCACCUCUGGCACCACCUGGCACAGUUGCUUCGUCAUCCAUGGAAUACCUGGAGAUCCAUCCUCUCUUUCCCAAUGCUCCACAGCAACGAAGGCGCCUUGCCACCCUCCCGCCAGUCAACACAAGUCCGGAACACAACAUUCCUGCUCCUCCAGCUCCAUCGCCAAUUGGCAUGCAUUCCUUUGGAUCACUUGUCAAAGCUGAACAAAUUGAAGAUGUGCCUACGUCACCCUGGUACAAGUUGACCAAUGGUACUCUGUCACCGCCACGCCACAUCUCUGCCUUUCAACCUGAUUCAUCUUACUUGAAAAAAGCCACAAUCCCAAGUCCUCCUAUUCUCAUUGCCAACCCCCAGCCCAAGAAGGUCUUAUCAUCAGAUAUGUGUGGGUCUUCAGACACCAGUGGAAGCCCCCCAAGCACUAUAGGGAGCCCUCCUGGAACUUCAGCUUUUAGCCCUCCAAAGUCUGCCUUCAGUCCACUUAAGCCCAUUUCAGCAUUCAGUCCUCCCUCCACCAGCGGGAACAGUGAUCAGGGGAGCCCAACACAUCGCAGCAAAUUUCCCUCUAUGGGAAUAGGACACAUGCUGAAGAAGAAGGUCCAGCUGGAGCCAUUUGAAUUCCGACCACAACAAUGUGUAGAGGAAGUGGUGUCCCCACCUCCUUACCCCCUGAAAACGCUCCUGUGUGCUUCAGGUGCACUUAAGACCCUCUGCUGAGCGAUGCACGAAAAAUGGACAAAAAAACAAACAAACAAAAAAACUGACUAAACUCAAAGCCCCUCUCAACAGUUUGUUGAAGUUGGAGACGUCUUUCAGAGUGGCCUUUUGAACUGUGAACUCUCCCUAUAUUGCCGAGCUACUUUUUAUGGUACAUUUCAUUAUUGAAAGAAGACAAAAGUCUGAAAAUUUAACACAUUUAACAGUUACCUCUUAUUACUUGUUAUGUAUUAAAAGGUGACGACAUUGAGAAGAUUACGUUUGAGCAAUGACUAAACCUCGUUGUGUCCUAGAUACAGAGCCUUCUCAACCCAUGUACACACACAUGUAUUAUAGACCAAUGUAUAGGUGUUCCCUUACGUAUUUUGCUGUAACUGGUUUCAGAUUAAGCAGCAAACUGAUUCUCACCAGCUAACAGGCCCCAACUUCUACCCUAACCCUGACUAUAUGUGUAAGUGUUUUGUCUAUGUGAACUCUGUAUGAUAGCCACUGACCUCCAGCCGGCUAGCACUGUACCCUAAUCGCUGGCUAAGGGACAAAGCUCACUGCACUAUUCUUGAAAACCAAAACUCUUUGGAACAUCUGUAUUGACUUUUACCUCACUGCAUUAGUCGAUCUUCACUGCUUAACAGGAAUCUACGGUAGUUUGGUGUGCUUAUGUGAAUUGUGCCACUGCACUGCCAUGUCUAGUGGAAAUAAUCGCCACAAUAAAACAGACGUAGUGACCAAGAGUAGAGUAACAUUCACACUUUUUAUAAACUCUCAUGAACAGUCAGUAGUAACACCUUUCUAGCAUUUUAUAAAGAACUGCCUUCAUUUCAAACUCACGGGGAAACUUAUACUGUAGCAGUCUUAGUUAAGUUUUUUCACAGCUGAACAUUCCAGUUGACAGUCAGUUUUAAAGAUAGAAAUAUAAAAAUAAAGCAUCAAAAGCCUUAUGAAACUGAUACACCUCACCAAAAGGCAGAGAGCAAUGAACGUGAGACGUGUGUCACACAACAUCCCUGAAAAUAAUUUACUUAUUUUUGUCGUAAUGCUGUAGUUUGUGCAAUAGUCUUUAAGUGUUAACUGCAACGAUGAGUAUUUGCCAAGAGCGACCUGAGAGCGUGAAGGAAAUUGUUCUUGUACAUAGGUUUAACGCUUGUGCUCUCGUCAUGCCAUUUUGUAUGAACAGAAUUUAAAAAAUGUUAACUGACAUGUUUUUACAAAAAAAAAAAAAAAAAAAAGCCUAAGCUUUUUCACUGUUAAAUACUGUAGACUCUCUUCCUGUUCAAGCAAAAGGUCGCAUGGUUCAAACUGUGCUGUCAACAUUUUAAAUUAUGUCUUUGUAACUUUUUCUUUUUUAAACUGAGAUUGAUACGUGCUCUCGGGGGGGUUUGUAAGAUUUUGUAAGGAACGGUUUUGUUUGAUUGUUCAGAGAUUUUUAUGCUGUAUAAAGUAUUUUAAAUAUUUAUAAUGAAA
This is a messenger RNA of Nematolebias whitei (Rio pearlfish), 3859 nucleotides long. RefSeq names its product hormonally up-regulated Neu-associated kinase (gene hunk). The record is from RefSeq and is a predicted model, not a curated record. Gene Ontology annotation, cellular component: cytoplasm. The coding region runs from base 371 to 2398 and encodes 675 amino acids. The transcript has 9 exons. Gene Ontology annotation, molecular function: protein serine/threonine kinase activity; ATP binding. Gene Ontology annotation, biological process: protein phosphorylation; intracellular signal transduction. Lineage: Eukaryota; Metazoa; Chordata; Actinopteri; Cyprinodontiformes; Rivulidae.